UCGUGACGUUCGUUCACAUCUCCAUAUUUUUUGCUUGUCAUCCAUCGCUUAUAGAUUCGAACAUAGCUGCUUGCUAGAGAAGUUGUUUUAGAAUCUGAUUUGAACAAAACAAAAGUCCAAAAUGUCGCGUGGUAGUUCUGCUGGUUUCGACCGUCAUAUUACAAUUUUCUCUCCAGAGGGUCGAUUGUACCAAGUCGAAUAUGCAUUUAAAUCGAUCAACCAAGAAGGACUGACUUCAGUUGCUGUAAAGGGUCAAGACAUCGCAGUGGUCGCCACGCAGAAGAAGGUGUCGGAAAAAUUGAUCGAUCCAAAUACGGUUACGCAUUUGUUCCGUAUAACGAAGACAAUUGGCUGUGUGAUGACCGGACGUAUUGCUGACAGUCGUUCUCAAGUUCAGCGUGCACGUUAUGAAGCGGCCAACUGGCGCUAUAAGUAUGGUACAGAUAUUUUAGUCGAUGUGCUAUGCCGUCGUGUUGCUGAUAUCAACCAGGUUUACACCCAAAAUGCUGAAAUGCGCCCACUUGGAUGCAGCAUGAUACUGAUUGCUUACGAUGACGAAAAAGGUGCUUGUAUCUACAAAACCGAUCCAGCUGGAUAUUACUGCGGUUUUCGUGCGGUUUCCGUCGGUGGAAAACAGACCGAAGCCAAUAGUUAUUUAGAGAAGAAAUUGCGAAAGCGUACGGAUUUGAAGGAAAACGAAGUUAUACAGUUGGCCAUUUCGUGCUUGUCAACGGUGUUGGCUGUUGAUUUCAAACCAUCCGAAAUUGAAAUUGGCGUCGUUACCAAAAGUGACCCAACGUUCAGAACAUUAAAUGAGGACGAAAUCGACACUCAUUUGACCGCCAUCUCCGAAAAAGAUUAAUCGAUCACAAAACAUUGAAUGAUAUGAUUCUUACAUCCAUAAAAUCAAAUUAUUUUUUAUUACUGUAAUCACUUUUGAAGAGAACUUUUCCAAUUCUAUUUAAUAAAAAGAAAUCAACAAUGAAAGAAACA
This is a messenger RNA of Sitodiplosis mosellana (orange wheat blossom midge), 993 nucleotides long. RefSeq names its product proteasome subunit alpha type-6-like. The record is from RefSeq and is a predicted model, not a curated record. Gene Ontology annotation, biological process: ubiquitin-dependent protein catabolic process. Gene Ontology annotation, cellular component: cytosol; proteasome core complex, alpha-subunit complex; nucleus. NCBI's taxonomy places the organism in Eukaryota, Metazoa, Arthropoda, Insecta, Diptera, Cecidomyiidae. The transcript is spliced from 2 exons. Bases 122 to 862 code for a protein of 246 amino acids.